Messenger RNA from Fraxinus pennsylvanica, 1272 nucleotides. The record is from the annotation of a GenBank genome assembly. NCBI's taxonomy places the organism in Eukaryota, Viridiplantae, Streptophyta, Magnoliopsida, Lamiales, Oleaceae.
AUGGGCCAAUCAUCUUCCAGAUCCAGACCCAGAUCAGUCAAACCCGCCGUGAUCUCCCCGUUGCCGUCAGAUUCCGAUAGACCAGAGGAUAUCACUUCCGACACGGAUGACGCCAUCAGUGGGAAUGACUACACGUUGAACCUGCCAGAAGAAUGCCUGGCCUGCAUUUUCCAGUCGUUAUCCUCCGCCGAUCGGAAUCGAUCUUUCGGGGCCAAAGGCAUGAAUGCCUUGCUCAAUAAUUGUGAGUCCCUGGAAGAAUUAUCGGUGAAGCGAUUGACUGGUGGUGUUGGGACCGAGCCCAUCGGACCGGGAAAGGCUGCUGGAGCUUUGAAAGUUAUUUGUUUGAAAGAUCUUUACAAUGGGCAGUGUUUCGAGCCUUUGAUUAUUGGGUCGAAUAACUUGAGGAGUUUGAAGCUGUUCAGAUGUCCUGCUGAUUGGGACAGUUUGUUGGUAGUGAUAGCAAAUCGAAUUACUGGGCUUGUGGAGCUUCAUCUAGAGAAGCUUCAGGUCAGUGAUCUCGGGCUCUCUGCCAUUUCGAAUUGUGUGAAUCUUGAAAUAUUGCAUUUAGUGAAAAUCCCUGCUGGUACUAAUGCUGGACUUAUGGCUGUUGCGGAAAAAUGCAAGCUGAUAAGGAAACUGCAUAUUGAUGGAUGGAAAACGAAUAGAAUAAGUGAUGAUGGAUUAAUUGCCGUUGCAACUCAUUGUCCUAGUUUGCAAGAGCUGGUUCUGAUUGGUGUGAAUCCCACGAAGUUGAGUUUAGAGAAGUUGGCGAUACAUUGUCAGAACUUGGAAAGAUUAGCAUUGUGCGGGAGUGAUACCGUUGGGGAUGCAGAGAUGUGGUGCAUAGCUGCAAAGUGUACUGCAUUAAAGAAGUUGUGCAUAAAGAGUUGUCCAGUAUCGGACCAUGGCAUCGAAGCAUUCGCUGGUGGGUGUCCCAAUUUGGUGAAAGUGAAGUUUAAGAAGUGUAUAGGGGUGACUUCUGAGGGAGCGGAUUGGUUGAGAGCAAGUAGAGGUUCUCUUGCUGUGAAUUUGGAUGCCAUGGAGCCAGAAAUACAGGAUGCCUGUGCUAGUGAGCAAGAAGCUAGUGGUAUUGGAAUUCCACAAACAGAUGACCAAACUAGGGGUAUUAAUACUGCAGCAAGCAAUAGCGGGAUGCAAAUGUCUUUUAAGGUGAGGCUAGGGCUUUUAAGGGGGAGGAGCUUGGUGGCUUCCAAAUUGAGGCGUUGGUCAAGCUUUGGUGGCAGUUCCCGGAAUAAUUUGGGAAGGACUUGA